This is a messenger RNA of Pelagomonas calceolata, 1324 nucleotides long. Lineage: Eukaryota; Pelagophyceae; Pelagomonadales; Pelagomonadaceae. The record is from the annotation of a GenBank genome assembly.
CUUUUGGGCCUGAGCUCGCGGGUUUCUACGUCGACAGCGUUUGAUGGCCGCGAACGUGGGGCAAGACGCCAGUAAGAGCUCAUUCUGCAACGCAUGAAUGCAAACAAGACUUUGCUAAAGCCAGCCAGCUCUCCUUCGGAGCUCUACGGCUGCGCUGAGGCUGCAGCACUGAUCGACACAACAAUAGCACUGAUCAGACAACAUGCCCGUCGCCUCCUCACUAGAAACGGUGCUCUUCAGGCAGCACGUGCGCAUGGGCCGCGGCGUCCAGCAGCGCGCGGGGCCGCGGCUGCGGUUGAUCAUAGAACUCGCGUGCGGCGCUGCCGCAUUAUUAAGCACGGUAUCUCUAGCGGCGCUCCACGCGCGCUACGUGGCCGCGCCGGAGCAGCCCGUGGCGCGCGCGUUAAGAGAUGCGGUCGCGCAGAUGCGCUACGCGCCGACCAUUAGGAUCGUGCUGACGAGCGAAGACCACGCCAGGUGCGCGGUGGCAACAGACGCGGCGCCGGGCGUCGCCUUCUGGUUCGCGCGGGACCGGGGCGUGGCCUUGUUGACGGAGGACGCGCGGAAGCAGCUGCGCAUCAACAUUGUAAACGUGAAAUGCGGAGGAAAAGCUGUGCCCCGCUUCGUCGAGUCGGAGAGCGUCGUGGCGAACGCCGUAUUGACGGGCGCGGGGCGCGGCUGGCUCAAGGCCGAGCGGAGUGGGGAGUUGUACGAUUUGAGUGUGUCUUCUUCCAAUUCAUGGGCGGUCGCGGGCCGCGCCGCGUUCGUGCUCUUCGCCACGUCCACAUUAGUCCACUACACGCUGCGCGAGACGCAAGCGCGCAUGCUGCGCUUCACGGCGGAGUUACGGGAGACCAUCUCGUCCCGAAGGUCGUACGCGCGGCUCGUGACGCGGCACUUACUCGAUUCCGCGGCCUUUGCACCGAUCAUGGUGGGUAUGCUGGCCUUCCUCUUCGAGUUCUUCGCGGACCAGAUCCUCGGGCUGACCAUACUCACUUUGGUCUGGGGCGUCGAGCUCUUCGUGGCCGUGUCGGUGCGCGCGCGGGCGUCGGUUUUAUUUUUGCCGCAGAUUCUGAUGGCUUAUUUAGCCGCACUGCACUGCUACCUGUUCAAGUGGCCCUUUGGAUUUCGGUACGUGGCGCUGGGCGCGUGCAUUUUAUAUAUUCUGCACGCGUGCUGCUUCUUCUUCAACCGGCACGAGCUGAAAGCGCUGCGCGAGGGGAGCGUGUCCGCGGCGCUCCCGCGCGACACGGGGCCGGCCUGCGACGCCGUCUCCACCAGUCGACGGUCGCCGCCCCGACGACAACACACGGAUUAACAAUUA